UGGAUUUUUGCGUUUUUUACGCAGAAUUUUACAUAUUUUUGCACAAAGAUUUCACACUUCUUUUAACACACUUUCUCAGGGCCGUAUGCACAUUUUCUCCUCGUGUCUUCGUUUCACAAACAGCUGCCUUUAAGGAUGGAAAAAAACACAUUUUUCAUUUUUUUGGUUAAAUAAAAACAAAAGUUAUAGCUCAGAAUCAGCCAACAAAGGUAGAAAUAUUAUUUAUUUUUCUGGCUGUCCUUUCCCUCUUACGUUAUUUGUCUCCGUUUAUUUCAGAUUUAUUGUUCAAAUUUAACACAAACAUCCUCAUUUUUUUUAUUCCUGUCUCAAAAUAAUCUCCUUCUUCCUGCUCAUGAGGAAGUUUUCGCUGAAUCGAUCUCCAAACGUCGUCUCGUUGGCACUGAUGCGCUGAUUGAUGAUGCGAGGCGCAGCAGCGCUGCGGAGGCUGGUGCAGGCCCCUUCUUGGUUACCUUUUUUUUUGUGCGUCGUUUUCAUUGGUCAGGAUCCUCUUCCUCGUGCCUCGGCGUGACAUCACAUCCACCCCGACUCACAGGAAAGCAACAGAGAUUACAGAUGAUGCUGGACAUCUCAGAGGACGCACACGCUUUUGACGCUUUUACGCACGGUCUGCUCGCUGACCUUUCUCUCCUUCUUCUCCUUCUUUUUUUUGCGCUUCCAGGCAUCAAAGUUAAAGGAUAUCUACUUUGCGGUUUUGGAGAGUGUGCGUGUUGAAAAGUUGGAGGAGGACUCUGCUUGGAUUCUUUUUUUCUUUUUUUUUUUUUUGGAGAUGAGUCGUGCGUAAAAAUCUGCUAAACCCGUUUCAGAGAAGACCUGUCACUCUCCCCCACCUGUUGGCAGGUGGUGUUGGCUUCACCCGCGGAUAUCUACUAUGACAUUGGGUUUGGAAGUAAUGGAGGAUAUUGUUAUCGACGUAGUAGGGGAAGGACUCAAAGACAGCGCGGAGGAGCAGCUCUUACCUUUGGAUGAAUCGCGGAGUCGCACCGAGACGUCCAGCAGCCAAACGAAAGAGUCCGACAGUCCGGCUAAGACCAAAGGACCCACGUCGGUGAAGCCUCCGUACUCUUACAUUGCUCUGAUAACCAUGGCUAUCCUGCAGAGCCCGAAGAAGAGGCUCACCCUCAGCGAGAUCUGCGACUUCAUCAGCCACCGCUUCGCGUAUUACCGGGAGAAGUUCCCCGCCUGGCAGAACUCUAUCAGGCACAAUCUGUCGCUCAAUGACUGCUUUGUAAAGAUGCCCAGAGAGCCUGGAAACCCCGGGAAGGGCAACUACUGGACCCUGGAUCCGAACUCCUCGGAUAUGUUUGAGAACGGGAGUUUUCUGCGGCGGAGGAAGCGCUUCAAGCGGCAGCACUUUCGCUUCGACCCGCUGAAGGAGCAGCACCUGGAGCCGAGCGGACUUCACGGCUUCCCGCCGUACGGACUCGGAGCUGCUGCUGCAGCCGCUGCGGCUCUCCAGCUGCCCAGUUUGGAGUUAUACCCCUACCUCCAUCACCACCAUCACCACCACCACGCGCCGUCACCGUCCGCCAUCCCACCUGUCAGCAGCAUCCUGCCGGCUCUCUCCAGCUUCUUCUCCCGCAGCGCGCUCACAGCCAAGGCGUUCCUCCAAGCGCAACCGGGCAUGGACGCGUUCAGCCCGGCACAGUGCACCGUGCCGUACUCCUCCUCCUCUCCUCUGACCUCCAGCGUGGCCUACGCGUCCUCCCCCGCGCUCUUCCACCCCGCAGCGUCCCCGCACUUCCUCAGUUUACACCAGGAGUAUCAGAAAUUACAGACUCAGCGUGGCACCGUGGAUCUGACCAAACACAUCAACACGGCCAACAGUGACUGAUCAGUCAAAGCUGGACUCUGAACUUUUUCUCAGGUAACAGAGACGUUAAAAGAAUGUUGUAGAUAUGUUUAAAGACAAACCUCUCCGUCCUUCUCAACUUUACAAAAAAAAAAACAACAACCAACAAACACUUUUUUUAUUAUUUUGAUCCUGAAUUAUCAACUUUUGUUAAAAUAUUUAAAU
Molecule: messenger RNA, 2035 nt
Organism: Larimichthys crocea (large yellow croaker)
Lineage: Eukaryota; Metazoa; Chordata; Actinopteri; Sciaenidae
Gene: foxd7
Product: forkhead box D7
Exons: 1
Coding region: 890-1852 (320 amino acids)
Biological process (GO): cell differentiation; regulation of transcription by RNA polymerase II; anatomical structure morphogenesis
Molecular function (GO): DNA-binding transcription factor activity, RNA polymerase II-specific; RNA polymerase II cis-regulatory region sequence-specific DNA binding
Source: RefSeq, a predicted model, not a curated record